CAUUGAAGCGUUAACACCCUUUUUCAAUUGUUUCAUUUGGAAAAGUCACAUUAAAUCGACCAUCUAUCAUUGAGAUUCAUCAAACGAUUGAAUCAAAUGUUAGAGAAGAAAUUGUGUUUGUUUCAUUUACGAUAAAUUUUUAUUAGAUUUUUGUUAUUACAUAGUUGUGUACAAUAUUAAUUGUGAUUUUAUUUAGAACUUAAAAAAAAAUCUUGACAAAAAAGACCGAACUCAAAAAAAAAAAAAAAUCGUAGUGUGCCGAUUGCGAAAUUUAUUAUUUUUUUGCUUUCACAUACACACAAAUCGAUAAAUUCAACAAGAACGGCAAUCGAUUUUAAGUGCUAAACAUUAACAGUGCAAAGUCCAAGUUUUUGUGUUAACCGUUAGUGAGUUUGGAGAGACAACAACCACAAAUAAAAAAAAGAUACAGUUUUUUUAUCGACUCUUCGGAAUUUUAACGCUGCAAUUUUUGCAUUUUGACCAAUAAAAAAACCCAAUCAACUGAAUCAUGUCGGACAACGAAAAAAAGGACGUUCGUGUUUGGUGCGACGGCUGCUAUGAUAUGGUGCAUUUUGGACACGCCAAUUCCUUACGGCAAGCAAAAGCAUUGGGCGAUAAAUUGAUCGUGGGCGUUCACACAGACGAAGAAAUCAAGAAGCACAAAGGUCCACCAGUUUUCACUCAAGAAGAACGAUACAAAAUGGUACGUGGCAUUAAAUGGGUGGACGAAGUCGUUGAAGGAGCACCAUAUGUUACAACAUUGGAGACAUUGGACAAAUACAAUUGUGAUUUCUGUGUUCAUGGCGAUGAUAUAACCAUGACAGCUGAUGGUGUGGACACAUAUCAAAUUGUUAAAGAUGCCCAACGUUACAAAGAAGUAAGCCGAACUGAAGGAAUUUCGACAACAGAUUUAGUUGGUCGCAUGCUACUCUUGACAAAGAACCACUUUCGACAAGGCGAAAAAGAAUAUGCUAUAGAAAAAGAAGCAUUAAUAAUGAAAUCAAUUGACUCAAUUUUCAACAAACGUAAACAAAACUAUCCAGGUUCAUCAAAUCUGGGUCAGGAUCAUUCGGCUCGAUCGCCAUGGACUGGUUGUAGUCAAUUCCUGCCGACAACACAAAAGAUCAUUCAAUUCAGUGAUGGCAAAUCACCAAAGCCGACUGAUAAAAUUGUUUACGUUGCGGGCGCUUUUGAUUUAUUCCACGUUGGCCACUUGGAUUUCCUUGAACAGGCGAGAAAACAUGGAGAUUAUUUGAUUGUUGGUUUACACACCGAUCCCGUUGUGAACAAAUACAAAGGUUCCAAUUAUCCGAUUAUGAAUAUCCACGAGCGUGUACUCAGUGUGCUUGCAUGCAAGUACGUCAAUGAAGUGGUUAUCGGCGCACCAUAUUCAGUGACCACUGACCUAAUGAAUCACUUCAAAGUGGGUGUCGUGUGUCACGGUCAAACGGAUCUCCCACUGGAAAACAGCGUACACGAUCCAUAUGCAGUUCCAAAGAUGAUGGGCAAAUUCAUUUCAGUCGAUUCCGGAAACACAAUGACAACUGAAAAGAUAGUUGAACGAAUUAUAAAACACCGGGUGGAAUUUGAAGAGCGAAACUCAAAGAAGGAGAAAAAGGAAAUCGAAGCAUUCGAAGCACUGACAAAGGCUAAACAAAACGAAAAGGCUGGAUAAUAAACAAGUCUUUUCAUCAAAAUUGUAACAAAAGAAGACAUUCCAAGA
Molecule: messenger RNA, 1723 nt
Organism: Contarinia nasturtii (swede midge)
Lineage: Eukaryota; Metazoa; Arthropoda; Insecta; Diptera; Cecidomyiidae
Gene: Pect
Product: ethanolamine-phosphate cytidylyltransferase
Exons: 9
Coding region: 509-1675 (388 amino acids)
Biological process (GO): phosphatidylethanolamine biosynthetic process
Cellular component (GO): cytoplasm
Molecular function (GO): ethanolamine-phosphate cytidylyltransferase activity
Source: RefSeq, a predicted model, not a curated record